Molecule: messenger RNA, 702 nt
Organism: Prorocentrum cordatum
Lineage: Eukaryota; Dinophyceae; Prorocentrales; Prorocentraceae
Source: the annotation of a GenBank genome assembly
AUGGGCGGUUGCGCUGGUGGUGCGCGAGAAGGCCGUGCGUGCCUCCCUGCCGCCAGGCUGCUUCGGAUGCCGCCCGACACCAUCGUGCGGUGCGAGGUAGCGCUGCAGGAGGGGAAUUGGGCCAGGCAGGCGCCUCCGCCUGGCGCGGCGGGCGGCCUGCCUCGCCCCUCUUCGGCCGCUGACGCCUUCACGCACGGGGGCUGGGACGCUCCAGCGGUCGAGCGCCUGCUGACAGGCGAUGCGACGCCGCUCAGGGGCGAGGCCACCCCCUACACGCCCGUCUGCUCCGUGAAGGCGGACACGCUGCUGCAGGAGCUCGGCGUCGGCGGCCUUGCUGGCCUUGGGGCCCCUGCGGGGGAUUGCUGCCCCGCGGAUGGCGACGCCGCUGCUGCGCGGGACACCGCUGCCGCGCUGCACGUGGUUGGUCAUUGCCCCGUCGUCGAGGCGGGCUCGGACGUGGUAUUCGAGAGCGUUGCCACCCCGACUGCCCAGCCGAAGGAGCAGCUGGAGGCGUCGAAGCUGCAGGAGGGGAUUCCCGCGGUCGAGCCCGAGCGGGUCCUGGAGGAGACCGUGGGCGUGUGCACGGCCGUUGACGUCGAGGUCGGCUCGGAGCUGGAGUUCGAUGCCUGGAAGCGUCUGGUGAGCGGGUUCACCGUUGACGGGCACCCUGUGGGCGUGCCUGCGAGGAGCCCGCCGUGCUAG